ACAUCGUGCUGGGAUGUCACCGCCUACACUAGCCAGAAUAUCAGGCUAUUUCAUCCGAGCUCUGUUGGUAUUAUGGAUUUAAAGCCAUCGCGGUUCCGUGAGGAUUCCAUUCGACAAAGGACAAGCCCUUAUUUUGACGGUAGUUGUUUGUCGAGUGAGGGCGCGCUUGCUUCACCGCGGCACGUUUAAGCGCGCUCCGAGACGUUUAUUUGUGCAUUCAGACUCGCUUUUCGGAUUUGUAAUGGCUAAAAACGGGUGUAGCUGUGAAGCUCCUUCUGACACCGUUAAUGUACAGUGCCUUCUUCGUUGACUUGAAUGACUAGAGCGCGAAAUGAGGACAUCAAUUGCUGAUAUUGAACGCUUUGCCUCCACCGUGUCAAUAAAACAGCAGUUGAUCGAAAUGUAAAAUGGUUGUUUAUUGUUACAAGAAGUCACGACUAUCUGCGGUUUAUUUUGAAAAUCCGGAGCGGAAGUAGACCGUGUUGUCACCGGUGUUGUCACUGGUAGGAAGUGGGAUGUCCCUGCUCAGGAUGUAUUUACGCUGCUCCUCAAGAUAUGAAAACCAUUGAAUCAGAACUGCUGUGGAGCCGUGCUUCUGCCCUCGGACACGACGGCACGUCUGCCCGUCCGCGUGGAAGCUGUCGGCGGCUACAACUGGAGCUGUCGUGUCGGUGUCCUCUGGAACGGUCUUCUUCUCACGCCCAAACAAUUUGUUGAAAUGCAGGGCAGCUUUCUCCAAUUACGUAAUAACACUAUGUGAACCAGUCACGCCGUUUACUUUUUUGAUUUUUUUUUUGAAGAGGGGAUCACUGGCCUUCUUAAUUUUGCAUUAUGUAUGUCUUUUUUUGUUAACAAAUGUGAACUAGUAAUCAUCAAGCCAUGAUGGAGUCCCCUCUAGCUCUCGGUAGACUGGAAUUGACCCCUAACUCGGCUGCUGUUGGGGUCAACUUGACCCCGCGGAUAACCGCUGGUGACCCACCGAAAGAGAAGAGCGCACAGCGGCCUCUUGGACCACCGGGCCCGGCUCACCUCAACGGCUGCGUCCCGCUCUCGCAUCAGGUGGCGGGUCACAAAUAUGGAGUGGAUAAAGUGGGCAUUUUGCAACAUCCUGAUGGAACGGUGUUGAAGCAGCUUCAGCCUCCACCAAGAGGGCCUCGAGAAAUGCAGUUUUACAGCAUGGUAUAUGCAGCUGAUUGCUGUGAUCCAUGUCUUCUGGAGCUACAGAACCAUCUUCCCAAGUAUUAUGGGACAUGGUCCUCCCCUGACUCCCCUAAUGACCUCUAUUUGAAGCUGGAAGAUGUAACCCGUCGCUUCGUCAAGCCGUGCAUCAUGGACGUGAAGCUCGGCCAGCGGAGCUAUGAUCCCUACGCCUCGCAGGAGAAACGAGAUCAACAGAUCCGGAAGUAUCCGCUCAUGGAGGAGAUGGGCUUCCUGGUCCUUGGCAUGAGGGUGUACAAGUUGUGCAGCGGCACAUUUGAGUCUUAUGACCAGCACUAUGGUCGAGGACUGGUUAAGGAGACAAUCAAAGAUGGUUUGGCUAAGUUCUUUAAUAACGGCGUUUGCCUCCGGAAGGACGCCGUGUCCGCCAGCAUCCGCAGAGUGCAGCACAUCCUCCGCUGGUUUCAGUCUCAGCAGCAGCUUGUCUUCUACGCCAGUUCUCUGCUCUUCGUCUACGAGGGCCUCCCCUCCUCAGUUUCCUCAUCCUCCCUCUCUUCGCUGCUCAGCACUCCGACGACAAGCCCUACGGCGAGCGACAGUGGUUGGGGUGGUGAGGAGAAAGAGGUGAGACGGGAUGAGGCGGAUCAAAAAGACGAAUUGGCCGAGUACAACAACAACAACAACAUUGAGGCGGCAGUACCGUGGGACUACAGCCUGGCUAUGCUCUACACCAAUCAAAGGAGAGGGGGGCUCCAGCAUUGUGCCAAGGCUCAAGGUGACGGUGGCGCCCGCGGGACGGCCAAGACCUCAACUUACGAGGAGAGCGCCCCCCUGCCACAUGAGCAGGAUAACUGGCAGCAGUCAGGUGAGUCCAAGCCAGCGGCUAACACAAACGGAAACAAAUCUCAACUGGAAGGGAAAGACCAGGAGGGAGGGAAGGAGGAGGAACAUUGUGGUGGGAGGGAGGAGGCGCUCGGUAAGGGACCAGGAGUGGAGCCUCCCGAGGAGGAGGGCGAGGUGGAGGUGAGGAUGAUCGAUUUUGCACACGUCUUUCCCUGCGAGAGCCCGGAUCAUGGCUACAUCUACGGGCUCAAGCACCUGCUGACGGUACUGGAGGAGCUCCUCCGUGACUCAGACUGAUUCUGCUGCCCUACUUCACCUCUCCGCGAUCAUCUCACCUGCCAGUCAACUGUGUGAGUGGGACCCAAGUUUCAUUAUAGAUGGUGUCUUUCCCCUCCCUGUUUCGUUCUACCUGCACUGAUCGAUCCAUGAAGGCAUUAUGACCCUGAACUCGAACGGCCCCCCCUCCUGGUUUACUGCCGCUCAACAAAUUACACAUUUAAUUUUUAUCGGUUAUUAAGCUGUUUUACAUGAUAUGGUUUUUAAAUACUUUUUAUCUGGAUUUCUGCUUUUUAGCCUCCACUACCUUCCACCGGAUUGAAUAAACAGCAUUUAACAUUUUCUUAUGAUUUUUUUAUUUUUAUUGUAGAUUCAGCAGUUAAUAUUCAAUAAGGGAGUGGUUUCUGUUGUCCUUUUCUGCUUAUUUUUCGCUUUGAUUUGACACAUUUUUGAGACUGCAUAGGGCAUUCAUGCAAUCGUAACCUAUUCAUUUUAUGCCUGAUAUUGGAGACUUUUUGUGAUGAUACGAAUAGAGUGAAUGUGGUAUUUUUUUCUUUAGAAUAAAGAGGAGUUUAAGGUAUUUUUAUAACAUUUAAUUCUUAAAUUAAAAAUGAAUAGUUUUAAAGGCCACGUUUUGACCUUGUAAUGACCACUAAAGUCAGCAGGGGGCACUGCUGCACGGUGACAGAAGUCUCCUCAAAUUGGUAGUCAUGUGAGCGUCACGUAAACCAGGACAUCCGAGGAGUCGAGUCGAGUCGGGUCAGUGUUUUGUGUUUCUGAAACCACUGUUUAACUCAGGUAAUGAACUGUUGGAAUAAAUUCCUCGCUGUUACUACUAGAAUCUUCUCUGCAAGUCCACGUUGACCCCCGAGUCAUGUGACUGCCCUAGAACAAGUUCUCUGCCAUGACUCGCUGCGGUUCCCCUGCCCCAUUCAUUGACAUCAAUCUGUCUUGUGACCUAAGUGAAACCUGAGUCGGUGUUUCUGAGGUGAAGUGUCACUCCUGACGUGCCCUGGUGAAAUCCAUUUUUUUGUUUUUUUUAAAGAUUGUAGUGAACAAAGCGUUGCUUUAAUGAGAGUUGAAUGAUAAGCGAGUGCAAGAUUAGACAGCAACUGAAUGGAUUUGUGUCUGUGUUUGUAUUUUCCUACUGUACUGCUCGGUGACAUGCCUGGGCUCUGAAUACAUUGCCAUACCAUCAGACCUGAAAGGAAGCCAAAGCUCUGAAGAAAUUUCCAGAUUUCGUUUCUCUCUGAAAACCAGUCAGUUGAAAGCCAUUUAAAGUUCAAAAUCUUUGUGAUCAGAGGUGUUUUUAAAUGAAUUUUCACGGGCUAUAUUUACUAUCAGAGGAUUCGUAUGGUGCGUAUUGUGUGCCUGCCUGCGUGGGUUUCCUAUUCCAAACACAAUCAUGCUAAUCCAACAGCAGUCGCUGAAACAUCAGUAGAUUUUAAGGAAGAAAAAAGUUUUUUUUAUUGAUUUAUUUUGCUUUAUUAUUGUUGUUUUGAUAAUGAAGUUAACUUUCUUUAAAUUCUAAUAGAAAAUGAGAAACCUUCGCCAACUCAAAUCUUCACCCUGGUUAAAGAGCAGUGGUGAUAUAUGCACUCCUUGCUUCACAAAACCUCUAAAUUAAGUCACUUAGAUGUAACAUAAUUCUGGCUUUCGUGUAUUAUUUUCUGUCUGCAGUGGUCAGUAGCUAUGAAAAAUGAGCCAACAGAUAAAAAAGCAGCAACAGUAAUGGAUGAAUGCCUCUAGGGGGAGCCAGCUGGCAGAUGCUACAGGUUGUUUCAUCUGACCUCAAGGGGUGCCAACAAUGGACGUAUUCAUCUGACCUGAUCACACCGUAGUCCAUUUCUGAUCCGUUGUUGGUUCCGUAGGCAACUGGUGGUCUCCCUGGGCCAUCAGUAUUUCUUGAGCUGCCACAAAGGCUUGUCAAGUCCCAAUGAAAGUUCAUGCCCUAAAUAUUAUCCACCUCUUCAAGUCUUUUUCAAGUGAAUAGAGUCCAGGCCUUGGUCGGUGAAUACAAACACAAUACCUUGAGUUCAAAGACUUGGCCCCCAUUACACACAACCGACUAUACAAACCAGCCUUCAUUCACUACUUCAUUCCCUCCAACAGGUACUGACCACUGCAGGAGACUCACUCAAGCAAAAGCAUUGGGCCUUUGGUCAUAAUGUUAUGGAUCAGCAAUGCAUAUAAAUAAAGAUCUGGUCGCCAUUUUAAAUUCGUAAAACAAGUCACUCCCCUCCUGUUUGGUUGCUUUGAAUUGGAAAUUCUUUGGUCACCCAAACUUUGUCAAACCUUCAAAACAACUUCAGUGUUGGUUAUGUGACGCUCCACUCCCUCUGCUGCAACAUGUAGAGCGUGAUGGAAGCCUGUGAAGCCAGCAGAUCCAUGAGAGUGAUCAAGCGGGUCCAUGUCUCACUGCCAGGACGCUCUAAACCUUUUUUUUUUUUUUUUCUUGAGAUAAUCCCGGGAACAAUAGAUCCAACGGUGAAUUGUAGAGGAAACCCACACAGACAGUCGCCCAUAUACUUACCACUAACUAACCCGCAUGUUUGGAGGUGUUUCAUUGGUCAGUAGAGAUCAUGUAAUUGCCGCUUCUGUUGCAUACGGUAUGCACACGGUUGUCCAGUUCAUGUAGCUCUGUACGAAAACCGGUUUUGUUUUCUCCUGUAAAUAAUCGAAAACUAAAAGCUAACUAUUAGAUGAUACUAUUUUUGACGUGUUGGAAAUAAUCGUCUUUGAAAUGUUUACAUAAGAUUCUUAUUUUCUGUAAUCACUGCCUUAUUCUUUGUAGAGGACGACUCCAUGUGGUUUGUAGCUUUUUUUUCUGGCAGCUUUUUUUUUUUUUAAUUAAUUUAAUUAGACCAUAUCAUGCAUUUCUUUUCAGGGCAUAGUUCGAAGUCAGAUACUGGGCAUGUCGGCUCAUGUGUAUACUUUAUGAGUACCUGCCUAUUUUUGCUUCAGAACAAACGGAAGUUAUUUGAAAACUGUAAUGUAACCAAUUCAAUUGUGACUUUAGAUGCAACUAAAAAGCCAGUCUCAGAUUUUGAAAUCUUUAUUCUGAUGCAGGAUUUCUUACUCAUUAUUUUGGAUUCUUUGGACUGGAAAAUUCGUCUUUUUUGUUCUUUCAUGAAACGCAAAUGUCAAAAUUCUUCAUGUUAACGUUGUUUUUACCGGCUUGUUUACGUUUUCUAAUCCUCGCUGAAACCAUGUGUUUCUUCAGGUGCAGUUUUCUGCCAGCGCUAACUGAUUCUAAUCUCCUCGGUUGAUUGCACUAAUGGAUUUCAUUGCCUGUUAUAAUCCUGACUUGUGUAAGAUGCUGUCUGUCUUCAAGACAUUUAAGCUAGUUUUCUGCUGACUUUUGAUUGAACUGGAAUCAUUUCCUAGCGGUUUCACCCCAGCACUUACUCACCAGUUUGAGUUGAAAAUAUAGCAAUGUUUCAUUGUCACUCUCGCCAUUAGCGCCAUCUUGGCUGCAAAUGCAGUACAUUUAUUUAGACUUUUUCUUUUCCAUUAUGCUUUACGCAAGUGUCCUGAGUAAUGGUCGCGACCGUGGCGGGGUCUCACCGAGCGACUACUGUAAACAGCAGUCGCACAGAGCUGAACUGGCUCAGCUGAGCCCAAACAUGGAUCUGCGUUAAUUCCUUGUUGUAUUUCUGUAUACUGGAUUCCUUAGAUGAGCCUGAACAUGAAUAUCAAGUGUACAUAAGAAGAGGAACUGAAGUCCCUGGAUAAAAUGGAUAUAAUUCUUGCUAUUUUAACAAUAAAACACGAUUAAAACCUUUGUUUAUGUCUCUCU
This is a messenger RNA of Synchiropus splendidus (mandarinfish), 6076 nucleotides long. RefSeq names its product inositol polyphosphate multikinase b (gene ipmkb). The transcript has 6 exons. NCBI's taxonomy places the organism in Eukaryota, Metazoa, Chordata, Actinopteri, Syngnathiformes, Callionymidae. Bases 880 to 2298 code for a protein of 472 amino acids. Gene Ontology annotation, biological process: inositol phosphate biosynthetic process. Gene Ontology annotation, cellular component: cytoplasm; nucleus. Gene Ontology annotation, molecular function: inositol tetrakisphosphate kinase activity; inositol-1,4,5-trisphosphate 3-kinase activity. The record is from RefSeq and is a predicted model, not a curated record.